This is a messenger RNA of Drosophila obscura, 547 nucleotides long. RefSeq names its product sex-regulated protein janus-B. Gene Ontology annotation, molecular function: protein histidine phosphatase activity. NCBI's taxonomy places the organism in Eukaryota, Metazoa, Arthropoda, Insecta, Diptera, Drosophilidae. Gene Ontology annotation, cellular component: cytosol. The record is from RefSeq and is a predicted model, not a curated record. The annotation marks the transcript as partial. Gene Ontology annotation, biological process: peptidyl-histidine dephosphorylation. The transcript has 4 exons.
AAAGCCAGUCGAUCAGUAGUGUGCAACUGUUCACAUAUCCCCUACAUUACAAAUUUGGAAUCCUCUCAAAAUUAUAGUCAGCUUUUUUCACUAUUCAUAAAAAAUGAAAUAUCUAAUUACUUAUCCCCGAUUGGGCAAUAUGCCAAGCCACUCCUACGAAGUUACACAAGUCCAGCCGCCAAUCUAUUAAAGGUACCAAGAGUUGAGAUCAAAGAUGGGAAACUUCGUUAUUUAUUGAUCAUGGUUUACAUCCAUGGUGAUACGAGGCAUGGCCGGACUGUCGUGCGUGGGUGGAACACUGAUAGUCAUGAUGAUAUCUACGACAAGAAUGUAAGUGCUAUGGAGAAAUUGGGACUGUGUACCAAGUGUCUUGGCGGCGGAAGAAUUGAUAACGACGAGGGUGCUAAGAAAAUUAAAAUUCAUGGAAGCUGUAAGACCUUUGGAGCUGCUAACCAUUACAAAACAAAGGAUAUACUACUAUCUUCGUCCAAAUACAAGAACUUUGAUAUCUCCGUGAAGAAAUAAAAAUGAUUUUUUGAAUUUAUAA